AUGCAUCGGAAGCCCGUGACGUCUGUGAAGGAGCCUCAGCUCACCCUGGAUUUGGCGCCACAUUCUGACGCCGAUGCCUUGAGUGAGUCUCCAACUGAGACGGAGCUGAGGCAGAAGAUCAGCCGAGGAAGCGUCAAAAGCGCACUCUGGGCAUUCUUCUCUGAGUAUUGCAACAACAGCAGCAUUCACGGGGUGAAGUACUUGGGCGAGAGACGAAGGCCGUGGGCUGAGAGAGUGUGGUGGGGUGUGGUCUUCCUGCUCUCCAUUUACUCCUGCUUCAGCUUCAUAGGGUCAUCUUGGCGACGAUGGCACCAGAGCCCGGUUAUUGUGACCUUUGCGGACAAAUCCACGCCCGUGUGGCAAAUUCCCUUCCCCGCCGUCACCAUUUGCCCGGAAACCAAGGUGAAGAUGGAAUAUUUGAACUAUACGAAAGCUUUCAACCAAUUACGCUCCAUGCACAGUCCAUUGUAUGAAGGUGAACCGGAUAAUCUCACUGCAACGGAACAACAUCGUCUAGAGAGUAUUUAUCAACUGUGCAACUUUAAUGUAAUCAGUAGUGUCGAUUUCGGCCCUCCGGAAGUAAAUGAUACUUUUGCAGACACUCUCAGAGAAAUGUCCCCAGAGAGCAAGGACAUUUUCCUCGUGUGCAUGUGGAGAAAUUUUGUGAGCGGCUGCGGCUCUUUCGCUCCAAUUCUCACUGAGGAGGGUUUUUGCUACACAUUCAACGCUCUCAACGCAUCAGAAAUCUACCGUCCAGUUGCUCUCCAUCCUGGCUACGAAUAUCCUCUAGUGGACGAAGAGUCAUUCCGAUGGAGCCUCGAGGAUGGCUACACAAGUGCUGCUCCACUGGAAACCCAUCCGCAACGUGUGCUUGGCUCAGGCGUCCGAGGAGGAUUGUUCGUUUGGUUGCAAUCGGCUGUGAAGGAUUUUGAUUACAUGUGUCGCGGUGCGACGCAAGGCUUCAAGCUCUUGCUUCACACGCCCGGAGAGAUUCCCAUGGUGUCCAAGCACUACAUGCGAAUCCCGCUGAACCAAGAGAUCACAGUCACAGUGAAGCCUAGCAUGUUCACAACGUCAGACGGACUGAUGGGCUACAAUCCCUCCAGACGGCAGUGCUUCUUCAAUCACGAGCGAGAGCUGGAGUUCUUCAGGGUUUACACUCAAAGCAACUGCGAACUGGAGUGUCUGUCGAAUUACACGAAAGAGAGGUGCGGAUGUGUUAAAUUCUCAAUGCCUCGACAUGCAGACACUCCAAUUUGUGGAUCUGCGAUGAUUCAGUGCUAUCGUCAAGCUGAAUAUGAACUGCUGCAGUUGGAAAUCCAGGAAGAUUUGAGUAAGAUUUCCAACAGAACUUGCAACUGUUUGCCAGCUUGCACAUCAAUUGUAUACGAUUCGGAGAUUUCACAGACUGAGGCUGAUGUGGAGAAACUGUUUAAUGCAUAUGAAAUACCUGCAGAUGAGUUUUCAGGGUUUCAAAUGUCAACUCUAACGAUCUUCUUCAAAGACACGCAAUUCAUCACGUCCAGACGCUCUGAACUCUACGGCCUGACCAACUUUAUCGCCAACUGUGGAGGUCUUCUGGGCCUCUUCAUGGGAGUGUCCUUGCUCAGUUUGUUUGAGAUCAUUUAUUUCUGCAGCAUUCGACUCGUCAACAAUAUCAGAAUGCGAAGGAGAAGCAAGAAAGCAGCUUCUCACGUUGUUGUCCAGAAGCCACUUAAAGCUCUGGUUUAGAAACCCUAUUUUUAACCAUUCUGUAUUAUUAUAACACCCACUCGCAC
Phlebotomus argentipes is the source of this 1778-nucleotide messenger RNA. RefSeq names its product pickpocket protein 28-like. The record is from RefSeq and is a predicted model, not a curated record. Gene Ontology annotation, cellular component: membrane. The transcript has 3 exons. Gene Ontology annotation, biological process: sodium ion transmembrane transport. Bases 1 to 1731 code for a protein of 576 amino acids. NCBI's taxonomy places the organism in Eukaryota, Metazoa, Arthropoda, Insecta, Diptera, Psychodidae. Gene Ontology annotation, molecular function: ligand-gated sodium channel activity.